AUGCGACAAAAUUCUAUUUUUGCAUUUAUAUUGGCUACGCUUUCAAUGGUCAGUGCUAUGCCAGUUGCGGAGAGAAGUUAUCCAAUUGCGGAGAGAGGUUAUCCAAUUGCGGAGAGAGGUUAUCCAAUUGCGGAGAGAGGUUAUCCAAUUGCGGAGAGAGGUUACCCAAUUGCGGAAAGAGGUUACCCAAUUGCGGAGAGGAGUUACCCAAUUGCGGAGAGGAGUUACCCAAUUGCGGAGAGGAGUUACCCAAUUGCGGAGAGAGGUUAUCCAAUUGCGGAGAGAGGUUAUCCAAUUGCGGGUUAA
This is a messenger RNA of Ambispora gerdemannii, 306 nucleotides long. Lineage: Eukaryota; Fungi; Glomeromycota; Glomeromycetes; Archaeosporales; Ambisporaceae. The record is from the annotation of a GenBank genome assembly.